AAAAAGGAGGAAUGGCGAAGGUGGUGAGGAAAUUGCGCGAGCAUUGGAAGAAAACGGUGUUUUUCUCGUCGGUCGCUGCGUUCGGCGCUAGUUAUUGGCGCGACCGGCGUGCCGAAAAAGCGAUCGAGACCGAGUUUUGUCGUUCAGCAGCGGAGAUUGGGAACGAACUGUUGGCUGUGGCCAGUGAGCCGAGGUCUGUUGCUGUGCUGCUGAAUCCCUUUGCUGGUGUUGGCAAGUGCCAGACAAAGUUUGAUUCUUGGGCUGCACCCGUGUUGUACCUGGCUGGGCUCAAGGUGGACGUGGUGCGAAGUGACACUGCUGGGCAAACGAGGGCUCUAGCGCGAGUUUUGGAAGCGAGUGACUUUGGUGGCUUGGACGCUGUCGUGAUUGCGGGUGGUGAUGGAAGUCUGAGUGAAGCUGUGACAGGCUUUCUCACGAGACCAGACGAAACCCCUCCAGCACCCAUAGUUUUUCUUCCCUUGGGAGCGACGAAUGAGUUCGCGAAACGGGAAAAAAUUGGGGUGGAGGAUAUUGCGAAAGCAGCCUUUGCUGCUGUGAACGGGAAACAAAAGGCUCUCGAUGUCGUGAAGGCGAGUGUCGAAGAUUUAUGGGGUGCAGAAUCAAGACAGCCGGUGUAUGUGAUGAAUGGACUAAGACUUGGACCAGUGGUUGACGCAGAAGUGGAUGCCCGGAGGCACUGGUGGUGGGGAUCGUUGAGGAGGCAUUGGACGUUCUUCAAGACAGCGUUGAGAGGAAGAUUUGAUCCAGUACGGGUCAAGAUUGAAUUUCGGGAACCGUGUGCUGGGUGUCAAGCCUGUUUGAAUAUAGGGAAGAAACGGAGACAAGAAAAUCUUUCUGUUAUGCGAAGUGGUUCUUGGUGGGAAAGAUGGAGAUCCCCUGUGGUUGUGAAAGCCUCCAACGACAAUGAAGUCGACGUUGACGCUUUUGACACCGACUGCGACCUGCCAUGGCACACCCUGGAACUGGAUAUUGCCGAUCUCAGUGUUCAACUCUCAGAUGACGGUUCCUUAGACGUGAAAGUGUUUCGUGGGUGCACUUCCGCCUGGGAUUUCUUUUCCUACGGCACAGCGAGCGAAGACGAUCGGCGAAAUAACCUGGAAAUGUUCAAGGCAGGGAAAGUGAUUGUUCAUCCGAGCGUGGAGUUGGUUGAGGCGGAAGACGGCGGCGGUUUGGUGGAAAAAGAAGUCUUCUAUUAUUUCGACGGGGAGAAAUACGUGGUGAAACCGGUUGUUGCGAGUGUUUUGCGGGAGCGAGUGAAUUUUCUCACGCCUUGAGGAAAGGAAGAAAUAGUUUCAUGUUAAUCUGAAUGUUUACUUGGGAAAGUUGAAGCCUGCAAAAAGUUGUUACCGUGUC
Messenger RNA from Notodromas monacha, 1374 nucleotides. Lineage: Eukaryota; Metazoa; Arthropoda; Ostracoda; Podocopida; Cyprididae. The record is from the annotation of a GenBank genome assembly.